This is a messenger RNA of Chenopodium quinoa (quinoa), 2881 nucleotides long. RefSeq names its product hydroxyproline O-galactosyltransferase GALT3-like. The coding region runs from base 664 to 2592 and encodes 642 amino acids. The record is from RefSeq and is a predicted model, not a curated record. Gene Ontology annotation, molecular function: carbohydrate binding; galactosyltransferase activity. Lineage: Eukaryota; Viridiplantae; Streptophyta; Magnoliopsida; Caryophyllales; Amaranthaceae. The transcript is spliced from 8 exons. Gene Ontology annotation, cellular component: Golgi membrane.
UUUAGACACUGUACGUCCCAUUUGUAUUUUUUUCAACUCAUUUACUACCUCGAUAGCGCAGGUGUCCUUUUUUAGUUCUGCUCAACUUCCGUCAACAAAACCUGAAAGAUUGUAAUUUUCUCUUUUGAUUCUCAAGCUGUGAUUUUUCUGGGAGUUUGCUGCUCAAUAUUGUGCUGUUCAUGGUAGUUCAGAACAGCUAGUCUUUGCUAGAUUGGGUUUGCGGAUUUAAAGCUCUCUAUAUAUUGUGCUAUCUGUCGUAGUGGGGAUAGAGCUAGCUAAGUACCUAGUGUACAUUUGAUUGGGUUUGCGGAUUUGUGGGUUUGAUGCUCUCUAUAUAUUGUGCUUUCUAUUGUAGUCCAGGACGCUAUUGCAUGUUUGAUUUGGUUUGCGGGUUUUUGGGAGUUUGAUGUUCACUAUCGUGCGCUCUAUGGUAGUUCAGAACUGUUAGUGUACUUUUGAUUGGGUUUGAGGGUUUUUGGGAGUUUGAUUGGAUUUGCGGGCUUUUGGGAGUUUGAUUCUUACUAUCGUGUGCUCUAUGGUAGUUCAGAACUGUUAGUGUACUUUUGAUUGGGUUUGCGGCUUUGCAAAUUUUUUGGGAGUUUGAUGGGAUGUCUUCUGCUUAGUUGUAAUAUUAGUGAUAGUUGAGUGAAUUAUCUCUUGGGGAUGAAGAAGUGGUCUGGGGGCACCCUUAUUUUAGUUUUGUCUUUCGUUCUGGUGGUGAGGUAUACCUACUUCGGCAGUCAACCACCAAAGCCAAUUAAACAAUCAGCUUAUGACUUCUUUAGAAACCAUCCUAGUAAUGAUUCACAAGCACAGGAAAUCAGUUCGAGUGCGAAAUCUUCUGAGAUCAAUGUGACAAAAGUAGAAAAGAUCAAAGAGAAGCCACAUCUUAUUGAUGUUGAAGGACUUAGUGACUUGUAUAGUAAUGUAAAUGCAUCGAAAGAAGAUAUGAAAAGCUUUGCGACAUGGCCUCAGUUGCGUACUGUGUUGUUAAGGUCAGACGGGUUGCCUGAGACAAGUAAGGGUGUAAAAGAAGCUUCUGUUGCUUGGAGAGAGUUAAUUUCAAUAAUUAAGUGGGAGAAAAGUAAAACUGCAGGUGAUGACGGCAAUGUAAACAGAACUAAUGAAAUAAAAUGUCCUUUUAGUGUUAGCACUUUCGAUGAGCCUUUGAAUAGUAGCAGGAGACUUCUUGAGCUCCCAUGUGGUCUGAUUGAAGAUUCUUCUGUUACUUUGAUUGGUAUCCCCAACGGGCGGAAUAGAAGUUUCCAAAUUGAGCUUGAGGGUGCGGGGUUUCCACAUGAGCAAAAGCCUCCUAUUAUCUUGCAUUACAAUGUCUAUCUUCCAGAAGAAAACAGUACAAAUUAUUCUGUAAUAGUUCAAAAUACAUGGACUAAUGAAGUUGGCUGGGGUAAGGAAGAAAAAUGUCCUGGAGGAAGGUCAACAAACUACAUACAAGUUGAUGGACUGGCUAGUUGCUAUGAGCAACUUAUUAGAAGCGCUAUGGAAGAAAAUCAAAAUAAGAGUCUUCCUGUUGGUGACAAGAAGAUUAACAAUUCCGUGGCUCAUGCUCAUAUCAGAGCUAAUUUCCCAUUCAGUGAAGGGAGUCCAUUCACUGCCACACUGUGGGCUGGUUUGGAAGGAUUUCACAUGACUGUCAAUGGAAGGCAUGAAACUGCCUUCAAAUAUAAAGAGAACUUGGAGCUGUGGCUGGUUAGUAAAGUCAAAGUGACUGGAGGUGUGAGCAUCUUGUCUGGCAUAGCCAAAGGUCUUCCUGUAUCAGAAGAUCUUGAUAUAGUUUUUGACGUUGGUCAACUCAAAGCCCCAUCGUUGCUUAAAAGAAGAGUUGUGUUACUUGUUGGAGUUUUCUCAACUGGAAACAACUUUGAACGCAGAAUGGCCUUAAGGAGGUCUUGGAUGCAAUAUGAAGCUGUUCGCUCGGGGAUUGUAGCUGUGCGCUUUCUUAUUGGUUUUCACAAGAAUGCAGAGGUAAAUCUUGACCUGUGGAAAGAGGCUCAAGCAUAUGGAGACAUUCAGCUGAUGCCUUUUGUUGACUAUUACAGUUUGAUCAGCUUGAAAACAAUCGCGGUUUGCAUACUUGGGACCAAAAUUAUCCCAGCUAAAUAUAUAAUGAAGAUUGACGAUGAUGCUUUUGUGAGAAUUGAUGUAGUGCUUUCAAGUCUUAAGGAGAAGUCUGCUAGUGGUCUCCUGUAUGGUCUCAUAUCAUUUCAGUCAUCUCCCCACAGGGACCAAGAUAGCAAAUGGUUUGUUAGCGAAGAGGAAUGGCCAAAAGAUUCGUUUCCUCCAUGGGCUCACGGUCCAGGUUAUAUAAUUUCCCGUGACAUUGCCAAAUACAUUGUGCGUAGUCAUCAGGAAAGAGAUCUUAAGCUCUUUAAAUUAGAGGAUGUUGCUAUGGGCAUUUGGAUUGAGAAAUACAAGGACAGUGGCCACGAAGUUAAAUACAUCAGUGAUGAUCGUUUUCACCAUACUGGAUGUGAUGCUGAUUACAUCCUCGCACAUUAUCAAAACCCAAGAAAGGUGCUGUGCUUAUGGGAGAAGUUGCAAAAGGAACACCAGGCUGUGUGUUGUGAAUAAGUACUGCAGCACAAAUUUGCUUUCUUAUAUCCCGGAAUUUUGAAAAUUUGUAUGAUAUUUUUAAUUCUUUUAUUUUUUAAAUUUUGAAAUUCAGUUCAUUUUUGUCUGGUGCAAGAUGCAUCGCAAAAGUUGUUGGACUCCGACUUGAUAUCUUUGUCACAACCUGCAACGACUUUCUAAAUGACAUCAACGGAGUUGUCUGCAGUUUGAAAUGUAAGAACCAUACACAUUAUACCCUUGCAGAUAUAGUAUUUUCUCUUGUUAACGAUUUGUUACAAGAAUUCAGUUA